Messenger RNA from Epithele typhae, 1272 nucleotides. RefSeq lists its product as uncharacterized. Gene Ontology annotation, molecular function: mRNA binding. Lineage: Eukaryota; Fungi; Basidiomycota; Agaricomycetes; Polyporales; Epitheliaceae. The coding region runs from base 1 to 1272 and encodes 423 amino acids. Gene Ontology annotation, cellular component: cytosol. The transcript is spliced from 8 exons. The record is from RefSeq and is a predicted model, not a curated record.
AUGCCGCCUUCUGUCAAUACCCUCUUCAAGUUCACCAGGGAAGGAUACUCGGUGAACGUCACGAACAUCGCCGAUGCAGUUUCGAAGCGUGAAAUCCUCGACCUGUUCAAUAAUCUCAUUGGCGACAUCAGCAAGUGCGAAGAACUCUGUGAAGGAGGGCGCCGAUAUUUCUCAUUGACGUUCAACUCUCAAGACACCGCAAAGAAAGCGCUGUGCAUGUCAGGGUACAACGUCGAUGGCUCUCCUCUGGUUGUCGCCGCGGUUCAAGCUUCAGAAGCCCCCCGCAUCGCAAAACCUGGCAAGCAAUCGGAUACCCGCCGCAACCUAUACGUACUUGGACUGCCGUUUGACCUCACAAAAACCGAGUUUUCGGAGAUCUUUUCUCGUUUCGGCACAGUCGCGCAUGCUGUUAUUCUAGCCACAGUGGAUAAUGCCUCGAGGAGGCGCGGGUUCAUCGUAAUGAACCAGCACCAGGAAGCGAGGGCGGCCAUGGAUGCUCUCAACCGGAAGGAGUUAAAAGGUCACAUUAUCGAUGUCUCGUGGGCGGUCGUCCAGCGGUCCGAAGGCUUCCUCGAUGGAGGUGAUCGGGCCACGGUUCUGUCAAAUCCAUCUCCGUCGCCCUCACCUCUGCCAUUCGAUGUCAAGAGCAUCAGUCCGACGCUCCCGCCCCUCCAAGCAUCCAUUAUCGUCACUCCUCCUAUUGAACGACCUCCCCCAUCUCGUGCUUUGCCUCCCUCCCCGGCCCUCAUCAUCAGAAACUUGCCGGCCAUGCUAUUCUCUCAGGUCUCAGAUCUGCAUCCUCUGCUUGGGCCUUAUGGCGACGUCAAGAAAUUGGAAAUCCGCCCUACCUCUGGAGAACGUCACUUCGUAUCGGCGAUGGUGGAGUACGCUUCCGUUUCUCAAGCAGCGGAGGCUGCGCAGGCUCUUCACGGGCAAGCAUACUCCAACACUCCCAUCUCGGUCGAGUUUGUGCGUGAUCUCUUGGGGCGAGUCGAUCCGCAAGCAGGUUUGAAUCCUCACGCUGCCCCUUUCAUGACGCAGACUGGGCUUCCUGACAAUGCUGCCCUCACCUCGGUCACCCCGCUCUACCCUGGGUCGAACAUCUCUCAUGCUAAUCUGGCCGCUCUGUCGAAGGGCGGUCUACUGGCCGUCAAUCCUCAUUCCCUGUCCCCGUAUGGCGCGCCUUUGCUCUACGUUCCCUUCGCUGGAGUGCGACCCAGCUCUGCACCGACUACGUUAGUCCUUCCCAUGAUAUCUGUGACUAUCCGCUGA